Formica exsecta is the source of this 1491-nucleotide messenger RNA. RefSeq names its product odorant receptor 13a-like. The record is from RefSeq and is a predicted model, not a curated record. Gene Ontology annotation, molecular function: odorant binding; olfactory receptor activity. Gene Ontology annotation, cellular component: plasma membrane. The annotation marks the transcript as partial. The transcript has 8 exons. NCBI's taxonomy places the organism in Eukaryota, Metazoa, Arthropoda, Insecta, Hymenoptera, Formicidae. Gene Ontology annotation, biological process: sensory perception of smell; detection of chemical stimulus involved in sensory perception of smell.
AAUAUUUUGUUUUGCAUCGAUAUUUUUUUAUCUUGACACAAAUUAUUGGGUUCAAGAUACUGGCUUUAAUGAAAUUACGUGGCGAUCUUGAUGCAACACUUGAAUGUAUACCGCCACUCAUAGUAGAUUGCGCUUGCAUUGUUAAACUGGUAAAUUUAUUGUGCAAUAUUGAAAAGAUCAAAAUACUUCUUACACAUAUACAAAGAGACUGGCAAUUGUGGACUAUCAAAAGUGAAUUCAAAAUUCUACAUAAGUUUGCAGAAACUGGAAGAAGCAUUACAAUCGGCUAUGCUAGUGGCAUGUAUGCGUUUGGCAGCCUCUUUCCGAUAAUGGCGAUAAUUCCGAAGAUCAUCGACGAAAACGUAGUUUCCAACUAUUCGACACGGCCAGUAGGAUUUCCAUAUCAUGUCGAAUAUUUCGUAGAUCUCGACAAGUACUACUAUCCCGUGCUAAUUCAUAAUUAUUUGGCUACCGCAAUUCGACUCACUGCCAUAGUCGCAUCCGAUACCUGCGUGGCUAUUCUAGUACUACAUUGCUGCGCAUUAUUUUCAAUUGUUAGAUACCGAUUGGAACAUAUACGAAAAUCUGUCGAACAAGAUAAAGAACUCGCUAUGCUCGAGGAAGAUGAUAAAAUGUACAAAAAUUUUGUUUACUGUAUUCGAAAACACGAAGAUGCCUUACAGUUUGCGGGCCUCUUGGAAACUGUUUAUUCAAAGUCGUUCUUUAUAGAAGUCGGCUUAAUUAUAGGAGCUAUGAGUCUCUCAGCUGUACAGGCGACUAAUGAUACCCUCACGCCACAGAUCGCAAUCCGACAUGGGGGAUAUAUAAUCGCUCAAUUAUUACAUUUAUUUACUGUAUGUUGGCUAGGGCAACAAAUAAUCGAUCAUAGCGAUCGUGUAUACACAUCAAUUUAUCGAGGCGAAUGGUAUGAAACAUCAUCCAAAUCUAGAAAUCUAGAAAACAUGAUAAUGUUGAGGAGCAUCUCACCUUGCACAUUGACCGCUGGAAAAAUUAUGAUUCUUUCUCUUCCCAGUUUCAGCGCGGUUGUACGUGCAUCUGCUUCAUAUUUUACAGUCUUACAAUCUAUACGAUAAUGUGUAAAACUUUCAGAAUUUCUUUUCUGAAAAGCGUAAAAUUGUCGAUGUAAAAAAAUGUUGUAUAAUAUUCCGUUGAUUAAGUAAUGAUAACAUCUGCUACUUAUAUUUACGAUGAAAUAAUUGAAGAAUAUCAGUAUACUCAUGCGUGUACUUUAUUAUUUUGAUAAAAUGCCGCUAUGGUUUCUAAGAUAAUAAUCAUGAUUCGAUGAAAUACAUGGCAAUUACAAUAGUAAUGCGCCGUUAAACACUUGACAAUAUGCCGAUAAUAUCAAAAUUCUUAUUACAAAACAUAAUAAGUAUGGACUAUAAGAUCAUCACUAUAUAAAGUCAAUCAUAAAAAAGCAUUAUAGAUAUGCCUACGAUUAGUGCCCGAUCGUUCAAGUCUUUCAUCUAG